GUGUUUCUUUUGGAGAACGUGUUUCUGAACGACCGGGGUGCUGUGUUCGACGCAACCUAUUACUACCGCCACGGGCUCUUCUGCAGGUCCUGUCCUCUCGACACGGGCAUGUACACAGGAGGCACCACCACGGUCUACGUGUUUGACCGCCUCGUGUCCCUCGCCUACUGGAACGGGCCCAACUUCUAUCACACCAUGCUCGAAGUCAUGCCCUCGCUGCUCUUCCUCCGCCCUUUCCUCCUUGACGCCAACAGCACUACCACCUCCUCCUCUUCAUCCUCCUCCUCCUCCUCUGCCUCUGCUGCUGAUCAGCCCGGUACCUUCUCGCCUAUCCCCGUCGUCGUGAGGCAGCUUCAAGAGCUCUACACACACCUCUUUGCGCUCGUCGACGUGCCCGAAUCUUCUCUGAACAUUCACAUCAUACCAGACGACACGCUCUACUUUGUGAGGAGGCUGUACCUCCCAGCACAGGCUCACUAUUUCGAGGCAACCUCCCAGUCCUUGACGCCAAGCGUCUGUUCAACCGUGCUCGCCUCUUCAUCUCACCUCAUGGUGCUCUCAUGA
Closterium sp. Naga37s-1 is the source of this 564-nucleotide messenger RNA. NCBI's taxonomy places the organism in Eukaryota, Viridiplantae, Streptophyta, Zygnematophyceae, Desmidiales, Closteriaceae. The record is from the annotation of a GenBank genome assembly.